AUGGAACAGCCGAGGAAAGAGUUCAACUGGACUAAAGGCCACGAGCUCUUGUAUAUGAGUGGAAAUGUCUCCGUUAAAACCUGCAAGGCCUUGAUAGUGGCCUUCAAUGAUAUGGAGAGUGAGGCCAAGGUGAUGCUUGCAUCGACAAAGGUGUGUGGAGAAGGUAUUACCCUCUUUGGUGCGUCGCGUGUGGUGCUCCUCGAUGUUGAGUGGAACCCUUCUAUCGAAAGGCAGGUGAUUGGACGUGCAUAUCGAAUUGGUCAGCAAAAGAUUAUCCAUACAUACAAUCUAAUCACAGAAGGAACACAAGAAAAGGGCAAAUAUGAUAUACAAGCUAAGAAGGUGCAAAUGUCCAAAUUGUUGUUUUCAAGUGAGCCACAGCCUCUGGAGUGCAACCCGUCAUCAGAAUUUAUUUCCAUUGACAGGAUCUUGGAACAAAUGACAGAAUAUGAAAAUCUGAAAGGGAUUUUUGUGAAUAUACUCCCAUAG
This is a messenger RNA of Triticum dicoccoides, 489 nucleotides long. Its product is annotated as SNF2 domain-containing protein CLASSY 4-like. The transcript has a single exon. Bases 1 to 489 code for a protein of 162 amino acids. The record is from RefSeq and is a predicted model, not a curated record. NCBI's taxonomy places the organism in Eukaryota, Viridiplantae, Streptophyta, Magnoliopsida, Poales, Poaceae. Gene Ontology annotation, biological process: gene silencing by siRNA-directed DNA methylation.